Molecule: messenger RNA, 3068 nt
Organism: Drosophila nasuta
Lineage: Eukaryota; Metazoa; Arthropoda; Insecta; Diptera; Drosophilidae
Product: tRNA (34-2'-O)-methyltransferase regulator WDR6
Exons: 3
Coding region: 8-3034 (1008 amino acids)
Biological process (GO): tRNA methylation
Cellular component (GO): cytoplasm
Molecular function (GO): protein binding
Source: RefSeq, a predicted model, not a curated record
UUGUUGAAUGUUGGUUUAUUUCGUUGUGCCUCAUUUUCAAAUAGAGCUCAGUAUAAAUAUGGCACCGGUGCACGCUUUAAUUACAGAUGCUUUGGGAUUAAGUAUUUCGCAUAAAUCUAUAUUUUCCGCUAUUGGCAAUGAGGCAUUUUUAUACGAUGGCAAUUCGCGAGUACAGCUGCCACAGAGAUCAGCUCAGAAAAAAGUGCAUGGAUUUGCAAUGAGCCGGGCUAAUGCUUCCACUCGCCUUUUACUGCUCCACAGCGAGACGGAAUUUUCUCUGUACAAAUAUGAUGCUGAUAAGAAUGAAAUGCCCUUCCAGCUGCAAUAUGUAGGCGAGACUCAAGACUGGAUUAAUGCAGCAAUAUUUCUAGAUAAGAGCGAAUCUAAUGAAUUUGUACUACACAUGUCUCAUGGAGCAAUAUUGCAACUACAAUACAAUGUUGACACAAAGUGCCGGAUAUUAGAAUUGGCGUGUUGCACUGAUUAUUCCUUGCUCUAUCAUACGCUUUUACAAGGCUCACAAUAUGACGAACUGAUGAUUAUAAGUGGAAAUGGAUUUGGAGAGAUAUUGAUUUGGCAGCCCCGCGAUCCCGUUAGUUGUGUUCCAACUAAAACGUAUCCACUUCUGUGGCGUUUAAAGGCACAUAAUGGAGUUGUAUUUUCUAUAGAUUAUCACUUGGCUUCUGGAUUGAUGGUGACUGCCUCGGAUGAUCGAUCUUUAAAGUUUUGGCAAUUUCCGGAAGAGAAACAGCAUGCAAAAGAAGCCGUUAGACCAUUGUUCAGUUGUUUUGGACACACUUCACGUGUUAUGUGUGCUAUUAUCAUAGAAUAUGGAGGACGAAUCUUUGUUAUAAGCGGAGGAGAAGAUUCAUACAUUUGUGUUUGGAGUCAAGCGGGAGACAUGCUAUUCAAGCGGCGCCAACAGCUUGGCGCUCCCAUAUGGCGAUUAGGUUUUGACUCUGACAGCUGCACAGUCUACAGCACCGGCUCCACAGGUAACCUUGCUUCCUAUAAUCUACACAAUGUUCUUAUGGAUAAGCAAACGGAAUUAACACGAUUGAUGCCAAAGAUUUCCGUAACUGAGUUUUUCAAACAAAUUAAAUAUUUGGACUGCAGCUCUUCAUCAAUCAUUGGAUUAAGUAGCAAGAAUCGCUUGUUUUACACUACACAAUCGACAUGGACAACGAAUAGCAUUGAUGUUUGGAAGUUGGUUGAAAUUGAUAUUCCCCCCUAUAAAAUUACAAGCUUAACUGCAAGUGAUGGAAUUGCGGCAAUUUGUGGUUAUCGACGCGUCACACUUCUCAGAUACAACGCCGAAACGGAUCACUUUGAAAAACUCUACGACAAUGGCACAAUUCUUGAGGGUCUGAUCAAAUCAUUUCAUUUUCUAAAUCCACACAAAUAUCUCAUCUCUGACGAAUUUGGCAACAGUCGCUUACUUUCGUUGGAAACAAGUACAAAUUCAAUGCAAAUUGAAGGAAGUUUUCGCAUUUCGAAUGGUCGUGAACCAUGGAUAACAGCCGCAUUGCUUGUGGCAUCGAAAUAUUUAUUGUUAAGCACCCGUAACGGACAUGUUAUGCUCUAUACGCCACAGAACGAGUCGGAAUCACAUCUUUAUGAAUUAAAAGAUACUCUUAAAUCCUUGCAUGGCAACAUGGGCUCGAAUACCUUCAAGUUGUUGAAUAGUGAUGACCACUCCGCGCACAUCCUCAGCGUCGGACACGAGCCAAUUAUAAAAGUUUUGCGCAUAUGCUUGAUCAACAGUAAAUUAAGCAUACUGCGACGAGAGUGCGUCCCCUUGGCAUGGGUGGAAGCAUCGCCCAGACUAGAUGUAUUGAUUGGAUUCAAUGACAAUCACCUUGUGGCAUGGUCCCGUCAAAACGAUGUGCUAUUGCAGCUAGAGUGCGGUGGUGGCCAUCGAUGCUGGGAUUAUCAACUGACGGCCAAUCAACUAAAUAUUAUAUAUAUCAAGCAAAAGCAGGUCUAUUGCCACAGCCAGCCACUUUACAAUGACUCACCUGAGCACUUACUGUCCUCGACGUCACAAAGUCGAUGGCACAAACGCAGUUGCAACAUCAUGGCACUUAUACAUCCCAAGGAUGACCGGCCAUUAUAUAUGUUAUCGGCUGGCGAUGAUAAUAUCAUUAAAAUCAAUCAAUUUUGCGGGGAUUCCCCUAUGCAAAUAGGUGAACUGCAUACGCACAUUUCAAGCGUACGAAAUCUAGCAUUAUAUCCUAUCACAGAGGACAUUGAUUGGCUUAUAUUUUCUGUUGGAGGGCGAUCGCAGUUGUGCAUCAAUCGACUCAACUUAAACGGUCCAAUAAUUAGUGAAUUAUGUUCUCAUAUUAUUCGAACAAAUACUAAUUCCGUUGAUGCCCGACUGAUGGCAAUUCAAGUUUUGCGAAAGACUGCAGCAAAUGGAUCAUUUUCUUUAUACUUGGCGAGUGCGGAUGGAAAAGUUCGUUUACUUCGCUGGCAUCUGGAAAAACCUUCAGAAAUACACGUGGAACAUCUAAUCGACGUUGAACGUUGUCCUCUUCAGUUGCAAUUGGAUAAUGCCAAUAACCUGUUGCUAAUUACAACCACAAAUGGCAUGCUUUAUGGAUUCGAUCUAAGUCUUCGAUUGAAACAGUUUCAGCAUCAGCUGCACACAGCUGGAAUCAAUUCAUUACGUGCCGUAGUCGACGACAACUUUGUACACGUCUUAUCCGGCGGCGACGAUGAAAAUUUAAAAUAUACAAAAAUUAAUUUAACUGAUAUGAAUAUAAAACUAAUUGCCGAAUUCCCCCACUUGCAUAAUGCCCAAAUUAACGCUUUAACUCCUCUAUUUGUAUGUCAAAACGAACUCUGUGCCUACACAUGUAGCGAUGACAAGCAAAUAUUUAAAGUGAACUUAAGUACUAGAAAAUGCACUCGGAUUGGUUUCACUUGUAUUUCUGAUAUAAAAGGCAUGCUGCUCUCUGACAACAACACAAAUAUGUAUAUUUAUGGUUCCGGUCUGCAUGUUUUGUCUCUGGAUAAAACUGAUUGUUGAAUAAUAAUAACGUUUCACUAUACCAAAGCAAUAA